Messenger RNA from Strongylus vulgaris, 437 nucleotides. NCBI's taxonomy places the organism in Eukaryota, Metazoa, Nematoda, Chromadorea, Rhabditida, Strongylidae. The record is from the annotation of a GenBank genome assembly.
AUGCCGAACACAGCUUUGCUAAAAGAAAAGCUGCUUUCCAUAGAGCUGGAAAAUGAUGACAAAGACUUUGAAGAUAUCAUAUACACAUCAGAACGUAGAAGCCAUGAUUCUGGCAGCACACCAUCUAUCGAUAGUCGUUCUAGCGAUGGCGGUGAAAGGGUAGUUUUUGAUUUCCCAUUCGAUGCUGGUAAAGAGGAGCACAAGCAAAUUAAUGAGCACUCGGAACAGCUACCAGAUCUGCAAAAUAGACGAAAGAGCAUUCAUGACAUUCUCGAACUACGCUCGUCCAUCGACCACUCCUUGAUCAAGCCUCCAAAACUGCAAAAACAGAAAUCAAAACGAAGCGUCAGCACUAGUUCCAAUAAAGAGGAGUCUGACUUUGAGCAUUUAGCGGAACUAGAGGAUGAGCCUCAGGUAAAACUGUCAGACUCUUAGAG